Molecule: messenger RNA, 1497 nt
Organism: Polychytrium aggregatum
Lineage: Eukaryota; Fungi; Chytridiomycota; Chytridiomycetes; Polychytriales
Product: high mobility group box domain-containing protein
Exons: 4
Coding region: 1-1497 (498 amino acids)
Source: RefSeq, a predicted model, not a curated record
AUGGGCCGAACACCCAGAAACCCGGGCUCCGUCCCGCCCACCGUCCCGUCCAUCGUCCCUGUCCGCAUCGACCCCGCUGGUCCUGUGCAUAUCGACAUUGCCAGCCACCAGCGAACGGUCAUCAAGCUCGCCACCGCCGUCGACCACACCAUCAUCUCGCUCCAGAGACUGAAGGAUGCCUGUCUCGAAUGUCUCUCGACGACCCUACCCUUGGCCGCCCCUGCCUCAGAGCCACCCAUCCAGCAUUCUCCCGGGCCCGUCCUCCCGGCUGUGUCCGCGCCUGCCAUCCCGGCCCAGACGGUGUUGCCUGCAUCCAAGCAUGCCCGGACAAAGGAUCCCAAUCGUCCUGCACGCCCCAUGACGAGCUACCUCAUGUUCUGCGAGGAUAUCCGCGAUCAGGUCCGCGAGCAGAACCCCAGCUUCGGCCCGCAUGAUGUCGCCAAGACCAUCGGCCAGCUGUGGAAAACCAUGGCUGACGAAGAAAGGAUGCCAUACACAACCCGGUACGAGGCCGCCAAAGCGAAAUACGACGCCGCCAUUGAGGAGUACCACCAAAACCAAGCCCCCAAGAGCCUCCAGCCCAUCGAGCCUGUCAAGCCCGGCCCGCCUGAGGCCAAGGCUAAGCGCCGCUACAACCGCAAUCCAAACAUUCCUCCUCGACCGCUGACGAGCUUCAUCAUCUUCAGCAACGAAGUGCGCGAACGCCUGCGACACGAGCGCCCCAAUCUCAAGCCUCACGAGAUUGUCAAGACCAUUGGAGUGCUCUGGCGAGGUCUCAGCGAUCAGGAGCGGCAGCCGUAUCUGGACCAAUACGAGCUCAAGAUGCGGACAUACAAGGCCGCCAAGGAUGCCUACCAAGGCUUGCAUGACGUCGGCGCCAGUGGGAGUGGGAGCGCCCCGGUGGCGACAAGUUUGGCUGCAUCACUCAGCGGCAGCAUGGUCAGCGAUCAGACCCACAGCCAUGGCCAUCUCCCCAUGACCGGCACCGAAACUGCAGUCGCCAGUAUCUAUCCAGUCGGCUUCCCGAUGUUCCAAUUCUCAAACAUGAUUGCCUCCAGUGAAAUACCUCUUGCUGGGCCCAGCAACAACAAUAACGGAGGCGACGCCAUCAAGAGCGUGGGGAAUAAUGCCAACGCAAACCAAGGGGGCAAUUCACCCGCCACGCUUCAAGGCACCGUCGCUGCAUCUAUCCCCAGCCCAACUCCAGUGCCUGCUCCAUUGGCGCCUGUGCGCAAUGGCAAGACCAGAGUCCGUCCUGCAGCCCGACAAACUCAGUCGGCGACCAAGGCAUCAACGCCCGCCAAAGCCAAGAUAUCCCCCAAGACGGAUACCAGUGCCCAGAGUGACACAGCGACAUCAAAGAUCGAGAAGCGCAAGCGAAAGACAUCAAAUGCGCCUGCGACACAGCCAAAGCAGGCCAGGACCCGCAAGGCUCAGUCCGAAAACCAGAGCGAGUCAGCGGCUGAGCCGCCCACGAAACGAGGUCGACGAGGAUAA